CACCCACACAUGAGCUGGGUGAUAAUUUGGUGCGGGGUGCUGGUGGAAGGGGUGGGACAGGAGGAGGAGAGAAGGUAAUCUCUGCCUUAACUCUUGCUGUAUCUCUUUGGCACUCAGUGGAUUCCCUGCCUGGACUCCAGUGGGACAGGACAGGACAGGAUAGGACGGGAGGGGUUUGCCUGGGGGAGACCUGCGCUGGGUUCAGGUUCCUGUGAAAUCCUCAGUAAACCCAGACUUAAGCAUCAUUGUACUUGAUAAUGUGCCCUGGACUGAAGCAAAUUGGAAUGUGCCAAGGACUGUGACAGAUCAAACACGUUUCAUUAAAGCCAUGACAAGARUCAUAUCCAAGGAAGGAGAACCCAAUGGGGUCACCACAUGUCCUGAGGAGAUAAAAGUGGAGGAAAUGGAAGAAAGAGGCCAGUGGCGGAACAAAAUGGAGUUUGUGCUGUCUGUGGCUGGGGAGAUCAUUGGCCUGGGUAACGUGUGGAGGUUCCCAUACCUCUGCUACAAGAACGGUGGUGGAGCCUUCCUCAUUCCUUACCUCAUCUUCCUCUUCACCUGUGGGAUCCCCCUGUUCUUCCUGGAGACAGCGCUGGGGCAGUACACCAGCCAGGGAGGGGUCACUGCCUGGAGGAAGAUCUGUCCCAUCUUUGAAGGAAUUGGAUAUGCCUCCCAAGUCAUUGAAUGGUAUCUGAAUAUCUACUACAUCAUCAUCCUGUCCUGGGCACUCUUCUACCUGUUCAGCUCCUUCUCUUCAGUGCUACCAUGGGCCAGCUGCAACAACCCCUGGAACUCAGAUCUCUGUGUGGACAUUCUGAAUAGAUCCAGCCUGGACAACAGGACCUUGCCUGCGAACGCCACCUCCUCAAUGAUUGAGUUUUGGGAGAAGCGAGUCCUGGGGCUCACGGAUGGUAUUCACAAACUGGGCACUGUGCGCUGGGAGCUGGCUCUGUGUCUCCUGCUGGCGUGGAUCAUCUGCUACUUCUGCAUCUGGAAAGGGGUCAAGUCCACAGGCAAAGUCGUUUACUUCACUGCCACCUUCCCGUAUGUGAUGCUCCUCAUCCUGCUGGUUCGAGGGGUGAUGCUGCCAGGGGCUGCUGAGGGGAUCAUCUUCUACCUGAAGCCAGACAUCUCCAGGCUGGCAGACCCGCAGGUCUGGAUGGAUGCAGGCACUCAAAUCCUUUUCUCUUACGCCAUUUGCCAGGGGUGCCUGACAGCUCUGGGCAGCUACAACAAAUACACCAACAACUGUUACAGGGACUGCAUUAUGCUCUGCUUCCUGAACAGUGCCACCAGCUUUGUUGCUGGCUUUGCCAUUUUCUCUGUGCUGGGCUUCAUGGCUCGAGAGCAGGGUGUACCUAUUUCAGAAGUGGCUGAAUCAGGUCCUGGCCUGGCUUUCAUAGCAUAUCCAACAGCUGUAACAAUGAUGCCUGCGUCUCAGCUCUGGUCCUGCCUCUUCUUCCUCAUGCUGAUCUUCUUGGGACUGGACAGCCAGUUCGUCUGUGUGGAAAGCAUGGUGACAGCUAUUAUUGACAUGUUCCCAGGAGUGUUUCGGAAGAAGGGGCGUCGGGAGCUGCUGAUCCUGGGCAUUGCAGUCAUAUGCUAUCUGCUGGGCUUAUUGCUGGUUACUGAGGGUGGCAUGUACAUCUUCCAGCUCUUUGACUACUAUGCUGCCAGUGGCACAUGCCUGCUCUUCCUGUCUAUUUUUGAAGUCAUCUGUAUAGGAUGGGUGUAUGGUGCCAACCGCUUCUACGACAACGUUGAGGACAUGAUUGGCUUCCGGCCAUGGCCCUUGAUCAAGAUAUGCUGGCUGGUGUUCACCCCGGGUCUCUGCUUGGGUGUCUUCCUGUUUUCCCUGAUCAAGUACACACCCUUGAAAUACAACAAUUCCUAUGAGUACCCACCCUGGGGCUACGUGCUAGGCUGGCUGAUGGCACUGUCCUCCAUGGUCUGUAUUCCUCUCUAUGCCAUCUUCAUCCUCCUGAAAACCAAAGGACCCCUGAAACAGCGGCUGAUGCAGCUGAUUUCCCCGGCGGAGGAUCUGCCGCAGCCGAAGAAGCAUCGUGUGGCGGAGCGGUUGAAACUGAGGAGCGAGGGAUGGUCUCCUCCAGUCCAGGAGGUGCUCAGCAUCACAGAGAGAGAAACCCACUUCUAAGCCACCUGGGCUUCCUCCAUUACCCAGACUGAUUGGCUCUCUCCUUCCCAAAGUGGUUUCUUUUCUCCUCCCUUCUCUCCUUCAUAUCUGAGACAGAAGCAUCUGGGGCACCUUGUCCUUCCAGCCAGCUGGCAGCAUCCACUGGGGACAGAGUUUUUUUUGACACCCUGGGGACAACUCUUCCUGCCAGCAGCAGUGGAGACUACAGCAYGCCUUUGUCAGAAGCGCCCUUCAGUACUGACACCGGUUGGAAAGAGAAAAACAACAUUGUAGCAAAAAAAGAAAAAAAAGGGGGGAGGAAGCAAAAAAACCAAGAAAAGUGCAUAUGUGUUGGGAGGAGGACAAGAAACCACAGUGGUGAGAGUGGUGAGAGAGAGCAGAGAUUAAAAGUGUGAAGGAACCCAGUUAGGGAUGCAAAAGCAUGAAAUGAUCAGGCGUUAGCACAGGAUAUAAGUUGGUUCUGAAGCACAUAAGAAGCCGGAGGAUGAUAAAGUGCAUUGCUAGGUCACCUAUGUACAAAGGAGAGAGARCCAGGAACACAUCACAGCCAAUGACAAAAGGAGGCUGCAGUAUGAGUAGUUACAGCUUCAGCUGUCACUGGAUGGGAAGAGAGCGACAGGGUGCUUGAUGCAAUCGUGGCUGUUGAUGAUGGAUCUCAAGGCAGUCUCAGUCUGGAAAAGGAGGUGAGGAAUAACUAUCUAGGGGACUUGCUCUUGGUCAGAACUACACGGCCCAGUGAAAACGCAUCCGAGAGUGAAACCGAUGAAUAUUUGACAAUUCUUUCAGAAAAUUCACGGACUGCAAGGAAAGUCCCAGAGCAGUUGGUAAGAAAAAAAAAAAGAUCUGCAGUACAGCUGGGAAAAUGAGACCCUGAGGACUGCACGCCCACAAAUUUAACUGCACUGCUGGGGCAUUUUGUAGAGGAAUUAAUGAAGGAGUUGMUGGGCCUGAUCCUGUGCUGCAAAGUAGCUUCGGGAAAAGGGUGGGAGAAUGAUUGCUCUCCCUUGGCUUUGCUGUGGAUGAUUGCUCAGGGGAUAAGGAAGACAUAAUCGGGCGCAAUAAUCAUCAGCUCAGGCAAGAUAAAGCAAAAUUAAUAGGUAAGAUGGGUUCAGUGAAAGCAAAUUGUGUCGAAUUAAAGGUUGGUUGUUGCCAGGGUACUCAAAAAUGUGAGGUGAUGGGUGGGAAGGAUUGUGUUCAGAUGCAGGCUUUGGUGCAGUGCCAGACAACUCUGUCCUGGGGAGGCUGGGGCUGUAUAGCUCCCUGCCAGAUCCUGCUUCAAUGCCUAUCAAAAUUUCACAGCUAAAACCACCAGAAGAGCCAGUGGCAGGAUGCCCCUGGGAGCUCUGAUGUGGCCGAGCAUACAAGUGCUGGUGCAUGUCUAUGCUGCAAUGUUGGCGCAUCCAACCACGCCAGAGAAUGGCCAUCAAAAUGAAUCACAGAUGCCACAAGCUUCUUUCCCUCGUUCCUUGUUCCACAUAAUUGCUUUUCCCUGUGCUGUGUGGAGAUAAACGACCGACACCAAAAGUAAGCGGGGAAAUCGGGCCUCAUCUGUGCKGCUCGGUACCUAUUCCAAUUGCUAUGGGAACCUUAUCUGCUGCCGUUUCCUCUGAGUUUAACUGGAGAAUUAGCAUAGGGCAAUCUUUUCCCCAUUUAAUUUCCUUUCCUUUAAAAACUAAAAACUACAAACCGCUGGUGAAAUGAACGCUGAAAGUCAAGUAUCAGGAUUUGUACCUCUCUAGGACARUCAUUGGAUUGGAGAUGUUUUACUGCGGAAGGUGGAGAAAGCUGACAAACCUCGUUCACGUUCCCUGCAAAGGACUGCAGCAUCACAUAAGACACCGUUUAUUGUAUUUUUAUUUUUUAAAGAGCUGAAUGUCAUAUUGCAAAUAGCUGUGGGAAGAGCUUAGCACCCAGAGGCUUGCAGUCAAGCCUCAUGCUAAGUAAUUUGAUGAUUUUUCCUCUUCCUCCCACCAGUGGUGCUCAUGGUUUGGUGGGGGAAACAGCUCCCUCCUAAUCUUGAUCUUUGUACARUCCUUGGUAGGACAUUUAACCCCUUUGCUCCUUCUGCCGUGCCUUUAAGAUAUAAGGUAUUGUCGUGCUGUCAGAGAAGUAAUGCAGAUGUGCACUUCUUUUUCUGAGGCAUUUGAGCAACACUGCAAAAAUCCUAGAUAGAAACAAAUCCCUUUUCAGUUUGGAACAAAAAUGUGUGUCURUGUUAUUGAAAAUAAAUACUGCAUGAACUUGUUCCCCUGUUGCAUAUGUAUAAUCUGACAGUAGCAUCAUACCUCUGUGAGGAAGCAACUUAUUUUAAUAAAAUCAGAGAAGGUAUUGCUGUCCCCAUUCAAAGCAAUCAUAAAAUUCCCAGGAUCAAGAAAUUAAUCCAAUUUCUUUGGAUGGAAUUGACAGAUUUUCGGGAAUUUUAAGUCAAAGCAGCGUCAUUUAAUUCUCUUUCCUUUAAAAACAAAAUACAUCUACAUGCACCCAGCU
This is a messenger RNA of Malurus melanocephalus (red-backed fairy wren), 4642 nucleotides long. It is a transcript of the gene SLC6A12, whose product is annotated as solute carrier family 6 member 12. Bases 329 to 2155 code for a protein of 608 amino acids. The record is from RefSeq and is a predicted model, not a curated record. The transcript has 16 exons. Gene Ontology annotation, cellular component: membrane. Gene Ontology annotation, biological process: sodium ion transmembrane transport. NCBI's taxonomy places the organism in Eukaryota, Metazoa, Chordata, Aves, Passeriformes, Maluridae.